This is a messenger RNA of Ochlerotatus camptorhynchus, 1613 nucleotides long. Its product is annotated as probable cytochrome P450 6a14. The record is from RefSeq and is a predicted model, not a curated record. The transcript has 2 exons. NCBI's taxonomy places the organism in Eukaryota, Metazoa, Arthropoda, Insecta, Diptera, Culicidae. The coding region runs from base 16 to 1521 and encodes 501 amino acids. Gene Ontology annotation, molecular function: monooxygenase activity; iron ion binding; heme binding.
ACCGCGGCCAGCAGAAUGCUAUUAAAAUUCUAUCUAGCGGUGGGCAUCACUCUGGUGCUCGCCUUAGCCGCUUAUCUGUUCAUGUUCCUGGACAAACGGCGCAGUUUCUGGAAGGACCGUAACUUUCCUUGUACCGGACGGGCCCAGCUGGUUUAUGGCGACUACAAGAAUAGCAAUCAAACCGAGCACAUGCAGGACACUAACCAGCGACUGUAUCGAGAGUUCAAAGCCCGGAAGCUGUCGAUCGGUGGAACGAUUCUGUUCAUCAUUCGAUCAGCAAUCGUCGUCGAUCCAGACUUGAUCAAGACGAUUCUGGUGAAGGAUUUCAACUUUUUUCACGAUCGAGGAAUCUACAAUAAUGCGGAAGCGGAUCCCAUGUCAGGGCAUUUAUUUGCCUUGGAAGGGCAAGCAUGGCGCCAACUGAGGGCAAAGCUAUCGCCGACGUUCACUUCCGGUAAGAUGAAGAUGAUGUUUGGCACGAUCCUCAGGGUGGCGGACGACCUGAAGGAAUUCCUGCUGGAGAAUACCGCAAACGGAGCGGUGGAACAGGAAAUGAAGAACGUUUUGGCCGGGUUCACAACCGAUGUCAUCGGUUCGUGUGCCUUCGGAAUCGAGUGCAAUAGUUUGCGAGCCGCGCACUGCCAGUUCCGCGAAGUCUCCCGUAAGAUUUUUGAUCAAUCCGUGGGGCAGAUUCUGUGGAUGAUCGUACUGAUGACUUUCAAGGGUGUAGCUACCGCAUUGAAGCUCAAAGCUACACCAGCGGAAGUGGAACAGUUCUUCACGAAAAUGGUACGGGAAACGAUUGAGCAUAGGGAGAGGAAUCACGUCCAGCGGAAUGAUUUCAUGAAUCUGUUGAUUCAGAUGAAGAACAGCGAGAACCUGGAGGAGAGGCUGACGCUGAAUGAGAUUACGGCACAAUCGUUUAUCUUUUUUCUUGGUGGAUUCGAGACCUCGUCGACAACUAUGGUUAAUUGUUUAUUCGAGCUGGCAAUGAAUCCGGAUAUUCAGGAAAAGCUGCGGGGUGAAAUUUCUAAAGCUUGUGGAGAUGGCCCAUUGACGUACGAGUCGGUGUCUUCAGUUGAGUAUUUGAACAUGGUGAUCGAUGAAACCCUUCGCAAGUACCCACCGGUGGAUGCGCUGCUGCGUACCGCGUCCAAAAACUAUCAAAUCUCUGACUCGGAUCUGAAGAUUCCCGAAGGAACACUGGUGUUCAUCCCCACCUUCGCUAUUCACCACGAUCCGGAGUACUACCCGGAACCGGAGCGUUUCGAUCCGGAGCGCUUCAAUGCCGAAAACCGCACCAGUCGGCACCCGUUCGUAUUUUUACCGUUCGGUGAAGGUCCACGUAACUGUAUUGGAAUGAGAUUUGGGCUGAUGCAAACACGAGUGGGACUGAUAACGGUGCUGCGGCAGUUUCGAGUGAGACCCAGCGAUAAUACGCCGUCUCGUUUGGUGGUGGAUCCAAAGUCGGGCAUUCCGGCACCGCUGGGCGGGGUGCCACUGCUGAUAGAGAGGAUUUAGGGCAGUGGAAUUUGUGCUGUCUUCAUAUAUGAGUAUUGAUAACCAGGAUUACGAGAUAGUGAAUAAACUCAAAUUUUAAUCUACGGAGGUUC